CCAAACGCCAUCUCCACCGUCGCCUCGCCUCCUCCUCCUCCCUCCGGCGAUGGAGGCCGCCGACCCGCGGUGACUCACGCGGCCGCUCGCCCGCCGCCGCAAUGGCGUGCCUCGCGCCCCACUUCCAGUGGGCGCCCUGCCCCCACGCGCACCACCACCGCCACCCCCACAACCCGUCGUCUUCUUCCACGUCGGCACCCUCCCCCUCCUCCUCCUCCUCCUCCAGGUGCUCCUCCACCCGCUGCAACCCCUUCCGCGUCCACUGCGCGGUCGCCGCCACCUCCGCCGCUGCGCCCGUCGUCGUAGAAGCGGCCGGCGCGGGGAUGCGGCUCGCGUACGCCUCCCGGGACGCCGCGACGGCUCUCCAGAAAACAAUUCAAUCGGCCCUGGCAUCAGAAGCACUUCUAAAUGAAGAGGCUGUUGUAACUGCUGCAGCAGCAGAGGCAGUUGCCCUUGCUAGAGCAGCUGCUGAAGCUGCACAGGAAGUUGUUCGUAUGGUACAAAAUAACAAAAAAGAACCUAAGGCCAGACCAAAAAAAGCUGCGGUCAACUAUUUGGCAAAAGAAAUCCUUUGCACGGAAAUGAAACCAUACAGUCUUGAUAAAUAUAGUGAUGGCAUUUUGUCAGAGGAGAUAUAUUCUUAUGGCAUCUUGAGUGAUGAUGCUGAACUAGACAGUGAUAAUCAGGACAUCCCUAGUAUAGCUGUGAAGUCUGCUCGUCAAACUGAGAGAAAAGCUCGGAGAACAAGGGCAGCAAUAAAGGCUGCUACUGCUGUCCGUACUCCACAAAAACCUUCAUCAUCCUCAAAGAAGAAGCGGUCAAAAGGUCCCUCUUCUGGCACGAAUCCUUUAAGUUCCUUGUGGAAGAUGACUGGUCGUAGACUUCUUACAGCAAAGGAAGAGGUUGAGUUCUCAGAAGGUAUUCAGGACCUCUUGAAGCUAGAAGCAAUCCAAGCUGAGCUUGCAGAGUACAAUGGUGGCCAGCCAACCUUCUCUCAGUGGGCUACAGCAGCUGGAAUUGAUGAGCGAACUUUGAGGAAGCGUUUAGAUCAUGGUAUUUAUUGCAAGAAUAGAAUGGUAACGUCCAAUGUGCGGCUUGUAAUCUCUAUUGCCAGAGAGUUUGAAGGUCCAGGAAUGGAACUUUAUGAUCUUAUUCAGGAAGGAAUGCAGGGCCUUAUAAGGGGUGCUGAAAAAUUUGAUGCAUCGAAGGGUUUUAGGUUCUCGACAUAUUCACACUGGUGGAUCAAACAAGCAAUGCGUAAAUCUGUCUCAGAGCAAUCACAAAUAUUUCGCUUGCCAGCUCACAUGGUUGAAGCAAGCUAUCGUGUGAAAGAGUGCAUGAAACGACUUCGUCGAAAGCUUAAAAGGCGACCCACUAAUGAAGAAAUAGCAGAAGACACUGGUAUGCCGAUCAAACGAGUCGAGGCAGCAGUGAACCUUCCAAAAUAUUCUGUAUCCCUUGAUAGUAAAAUUGGUAGCACAGACAUGACUUACCAGGAAGUCACAGCUGAUCCCACCGCAGAGACAGCAGAAGAGAUGCUGAACAGAUUAUCAAUGAAACGGGACGUACACAAGGCACUGGACACUCUGAGCGCCCGUGAGAGGCAGGUGGUGACACUUCGUUUUGGGCUCGAUGAUGGCAGGAUAAGAACCCUGCAGGAGAUUGGCAACACCAUGGGUGUGAGCAGGGAGAGGAUCCGGCAAAUCGAGUCGGCCGCAUUUCGGAAACUGAGGAGCAAGAAGAGAGUGAAUGCACUGAAGGACUAUCUGGUACCAGUAGGCAAUUGGUGACACUUUCGUCUACACAUACAUCAUUUUCCUUUCGAAUUCUUUUUAUCCCUUCCUUUUUGAGGAUCCUUUACUUGUAUCUUUUCAACUGGAUCUUCAUGUACACAAUACGUUGUCAGAAUAGGCUCUUUCACAAUGAAAGAAUCAACAGAUUUUGCUGAGCUAUUUACUAUCCCAUCAUGCCAUACAUGUGAUGUUCGCAGUAUAAACACCAUGCAUUUUGCUGAGCUAUUCACUAU
Molecule: messenger RNA, 2026 nt
Organism: Oryza brachyantha (malo sina)
Lineage: Eukaryota; Viridiplantae; Streptophyta; Magnoliopsida; Poales; Poaceae
Product: RNA polymerase sigma factor sigB
Exons: 6
Coding region: 102-1790 (562 amino acids)
Biological process (GO): regulation of DNA-templated transcription; DNA-templated transcription initiation
Molecular function (GO): DNA-binding transcription factor activity
Source: RefSeq, a predicted model, not a curated record